UUGUCAAAAUAUUUUGUUUUUUUAAUGAUAUGGCACCCAAUAAUGGAUUUACCAAAGUAAAAACACACGGAAGAGAUAGAAUAAAUCACGAUAUACAUACUGGAGCUUAAAUGGUUUCAUAGAUUUUAGCUAAAUUCCUAGCAAUGGCUAAUGAUAAUGAGGAUUCAGGGCCAACCAUGUGGUUUAUAUCAGCAUGCGUGGCAGGUAUUAUUGCAGUAACUGUUAUCAUCAACAAAAUCUGCCAAAAAUGUCGACGGAGAUACACUCAUUAUGAUGUCCCAGCCCGAGACAUAAGUAAAGGCCAUAGAUGGUGUAAAACAGAAAUGUUUACUCAGCCAACAUAUUGCUCUGUUAGCAAGGAGCAUAUUAUCCAAGGAGCGUAUUGCGACUCCUGUGGCAUCUGUGUAGACGAUGGAGCAGUCAGGGUAGCUAAUAGGCAUAUACCAUGUAAAGUUCUAUCUAACAAAUCAGAUAUUUUAAAACAUCAUUGGGUGAAAGGGAAUCUUCCGUUAUGCAGCACAUGCACUGUGUGUCAAGAAGAAUGUGGACACCAGGCUGAGUUAUGCGACAUGCGCUGUUGUUGGUGUCAACGUACAGUUCAUGACCAGUGCCUUUCCAAAUUUACUGAAAUUUGUGAUCUUGGACACUUUCGUGAUUUUAUUGUCCCACCGAAUUGUAUUCAGUUGAAAAAGGUGGGCAUUAAAGGAAGACGUCAUCUUAUUGUAUCAACAGUGACAGCGCCAAUCAUUCCAAAAUGGCAGCCAUUAAUUGUAAUAGCCAAUAGGAAGAGUGGUAACAAUGAUGGAGAACAUAUACUACGAUCAUUCAGAGCCAUACUAAAUCCUGCACAGGUGAUUGAUCUCCAUGAAAUAUCUCCACAACAUGGACUUGAGUGGUGCCAUCUUUUGCCAGAAGUGACUUGUCGGGUACUGGUUGCUGGUGGAGACGGGACUGUUGGCUGGGUACUUGAUACUAUAGACAACUUAAAAUUAAAGCCUGCUCCACAAGUAUGUAUACUCCCUCUUGGUACUGGGAAUGACCUAUCAAGGGUACUAGGCUGGGGAGAGGGAUACACUGGUGAUGUUGUCAUCAAGCAUAUCCUGAACCAAAUGAAACAAUCAAGAGUUACUCAUCUUGACAGGUGGAAGGUUGAAAUCUCGCAUGAAAAGAGGAUAGGAAUUCCAUUACCUAGGAAGAUGAAGAUGAUGAAUAAUUACGCAUCUAUAGGAGUUGAUGCUCUUGUUACUUUAAACUUUCACCGCCACAGAGAGAGCCGGCCAUCUUUAUUUGGAAGCCGUUUAUUGAAUAAGUUCUGGUACUUCACCUAUGGAACAAAGGAUGUCCUGGAGAGAGAAUGUAAGAAUCUCCACACCAAACUCAAGGUUGUGCUGGAUGGUAAAGAGCUUAAACUACCAGAGAUUGAGGGACUUGUCAUUCUGAACAUCAGCAGUUGGGGAGGGGGUUGUAGACCCUGGGGGAACAGUCAAGGAAAAUUCCCAACUCCAAGGAUUGAUGAUGGGAAGUUUGAAGUGAUGGGUCUGUAUUCAUCAUUCCAUAUUGCACAACUUCAAGUUGGAUUAGCAGAACCUUUACGACUGGGUCAAGGUCACAAGGUCGAGAUCACUCUAAGCGGAGGGAAUGCCCCAAUGCAGGUAGACGGAGAGCCUUGGGAGCAACAUCCAGCAGAUAUUACAAUAACAUCCAAUGGCCAGGCUACCAUGCUUGAAUAUGCUGAAUAAACUCUUGGAUAACAGUUUGUUUUGCAUCAAAUCUCUGGUCACAAGGGAUUGGGCAGUUUUGCAAUCUCACAGGAAAAUGUUGAAAAAGGCAGAUCAUCAAGUCAAUGUAAUGUUUUGAUUUUGAACUAUACGUAUGCUCCUAUAAUGUGUAAAUAUCCACAUA
Messenger RNA from Owenia fusiformis, 1902 nucleotides. NCBI's taxonomy places the organism in Eukaryota, Metazoa, Annelida, Polychaeta, Sabellida, Oweniidae. The record is from the annotation of a GenBank genome assembly.